AUGCUUAAAAAACAUUUAAAUUAUUCUGAUCUUUUAGUUCUUUUUAUUUACGUUCCUUCUAGAGCUUGUUGGUUAGUAACAUAUGAUUGGCGUGGUGGUGACCUUUUAUGUAGAUUAAUAAAAUUUGCCCAUACAUUUGCUUUUCAGAUCUCAUCUAAUGUAAUUGUUUGUAUUGCCCUUGAUCGUUUACUUUCUGUCCUUAGUGUUUCACAUCGAAAUCCGGGACAGGCAACUUGCCGAAUGAGAAUAAUGCUUUUAAUUGCUUGGAUUGCUGCUGCUGUUAUUUCAGCCCCUCAAUUUGUUGUUUGGAAAUUAUAUCAGGCAUUUGACAAUCCGCCAUGGAGUCAAUGUAUGCAAAUAUGGGAAAUUGAACGGUCACAAUUACAACGAAAUAAUAAUUUCCACCUCGCUUCUAAUGAUACGACAAUAAAAUUGCUUGACAGCAAAGUUAGAUUAAAUAAUUAA
Molecule: messenger RNA, 465 nt
Organism: Meloidogyne enterolobii
Lineage: Eukaryota; Metazoa; Nematoda; Chromadorea; Rhabditida; Meloidogynidae
Source: the annotation of a GenBank genome assembly